AAGUAUAAAUUAAAGGCGAGAGAUGCGACCGGCGCGGAUGCGUCAGUGAUCUACGUUCCAGCCAAGUUUGCCGCGGCCGCAAUCCAUGAGGCAAUAGACGCAGAAAUACCGUUGGUGGUGUGCAUCACCGAGGGAAUACCUCAGCAGGACAUGGUUCGCGUCAAGAAUAGACUGCUGAGACAGAACAAAACUCGACUCUUAGGUCCGAACUGUCCAGGAAUUAUCACUCCAGAGGAAUGUAAGAUAGGCAUUAUGCCUGGACACAUUCACCAGAAAGGAAUUAUCGGCAUUGUUUCACGUUCGGGAACUCUCACCUACGAGGCUGUUCAUCAAACAACACUGGUCGGGUUAGGGCAGACUUUGGUGGUAGGGAUCGGAGGAGAUCCUUUCAAUGGAACGAAUUUCAUCGAUUGCUUGGAUAUCUUCAUUAAUGAUCCGAAUACGAAAGGAAUCAUAUUAAUCGGCGAGAUUGGUGGACAGGCCGAGGAGAGAGCUGCGGAGUACUUGACCGAACAUAAUUCGGGUGAACAUUCGAAGCCAGUGGUGUCGUUUAUCGCUGGCUUGACAGCACCACCAGGUCGUCGAAUGGGUCAUGCAGGUGCGAUUAUCUCGGGUGGCAAAGGAACUGCUACGGACAAGAUUGAAGCGCUCAAGAAGGCUGGAGUUCUUGAACUUGUUCAUUUGCAAAUCUCCUAUCCCGUACAAUUGGUCAGUAAAUAA
Molecule: messenger RNA, 720 nt
Organism: Anisakis simplex (herring worm)
Lineage: Eukaryota; Metazoa; Nematoda; Chromadorea; Rhabditida; Anisakidae
Source: the annotation of a GenBank genome assembly